Molecule: messenger RNA, 1034 nt
Organism: Porites lobata
Lineage: Eukaryota; Metazoa; Cnidaria; Anthozoa; Scleractinia; Poritidae
Source: the annotation of a GenBank genome assembly
AUGCCACACAUUGAAUUCGUGAAGGGAAUUCCCACGGCUUUGGAGCAGGAUUCCUAUUUUGAUGUGAACAAACGGAAUUUGAUCGUGUUUGAUGAUCAAGUGAUUGACGCCAGUAAAGACAAGCGAAUUGUGAACCUCUUUACUCGUGGUUCUCAUCAUCGCAAUCUAAGCGUGAUUUAUAUCGUGCAGAAUCUAUUUCACCAAGGGAAAGGUAGUCGCAGCAUAAGCCUAAACAGCCAUUAUUUGGUGUUAUUCAAGAACCCACGAGACAAAUUGCAAAUCUUGACUCUUGCCGAGCAAAUGAAUCCCGGGCAAACUGAUUUCUUUUUAAAUCAAUACGAGGAGGCUGUAAAAAGACCUUUUGGUUAUCUGCUGAUUGAUCUGAAAAAACUACUACCCAAGAUAAUUGUCGACUGCGAACAAACGUCCUGCCCAGUGAAGAAGCUUUUAACCAAGCAGGGUUUCAAGAAAAUAUUCCUCAAGAGCUUUUAAAAUAUCUAAAGCAGCAAAAUCUUUCGCCUGUACCACUUCUUCCAGCUAUGCAAGAAAUACAGGGCAACAUGGAUGACUUGCUUUCUCGAAACGAUCUUCGGGACGAUGAAAAAGCUAAGAGAUACUUUCAGUUGCAAAACAGAUACCUGGCUUUUGAAGAACAAUUAAAUACAAGAACACGACCGGAAGAAAGCACUGUUCCAGACUUAACAUUAAGCACACAAGAUUCUUCGACAGCAACGGCAACAUUCUCCACUCCCAUUAACCCCUUCAACGUAACACCUCAAUUAACACAAGCGGCUAUCUUACAAAAACCUGAAAACGAAAGCGCCAUCCCAUCACUACCCUUAAAUCCUGCUUUCCUGACCCCUCCUCCCACAGUAGAAACCCCAUCACAAGGCCCGAAGCUCAAAAGGCGUCGGAUUCAAUUUGUAAAUUAUAAGGAUGAUCAUAAAGCUCAUGGCAAACAGAGGAAACGAACUCGGCAUAAGAAAUUUCGAGUUAGACCUUACAAGUACUCCAUGGGCGAAGAAGAUGAUUAA